Molecule: messenger RNA, 3063 nt
Organism: Gaeumannomyces tritici R3-111a-1
Lineage: Eukaryota; Fungi; Ascomycota; Sordariomycetes; Magnaporthales; Magnaporthaceae
Exons: 3
Coding region: 914-2779 (621 amino acids)
Cellular component (GO): nucleoplasm; cytoplasm
Source: RefSeq, a predicted model, not a curated record
AUUGGGCGGGGCGGCGUCGUCUUCCCAUGAGCUCCUCCCAAGCACCUUCCCCAGACCUCGCUCAACAUCGCUCAACACGCCACACAGACGGGGCAGGACAGCGACAGCUGUUUGACUCGGGGGUAUUUGCUGGCACCCAACCGGCCAACUUGCAACCUAGACCUGGCACCUGGGCCAGACGGUCAGCACUCGGCGCCCCGACGCGGGCACGCUCAAAAAUCCGAUCCCGGCGACUGUUUGAUCGGGCCGUUUGUUCUUGCAUUUCCUCCGUCCUUCUCCCCUCAAAUCCAGCUCCCAGCCUGUGUAUUCCUAGCUCGCCCAACCAGCCGCCAACCGCCUACGACCAGAAUCGAUAAGCCCACGCCACGCCGAUACCAACCUAGACCGUCUCCCAUCCGCCCGUCAACCGAGAGCUCAAGCUUGUCACAAAGCACUCGAGUCGCUAACUGGGUGCUGUCAACCUGGCUCCUCUUGUUUCUUUCUUUGAACCAGGCUCGGCCCCGAAGCAACGUGACGCUGCAGGAGCCCGCCUUGGACGCCUCCCAAGCAUCGCGUCUCAGCCUGCCCUGGCCCGCCUCGUUUUAUCCCCAUCGUCGUUCGCCUGCUGGUGCAGGUCCCGAAAGUGCCGUUUGCGGCCUGACCUCUGAAGCGGCCCGGAUCGCCACGCUCUGAUAGCCCUUGGGGUUUAUUGUCGCCCUAGCCCAGCUUGCGCGCCGACCGAGACUCGCUUCUUUUCGACGAACCCUGCCUCCUCAUAUACCACUCCAUACUUGCAUCUUUCCAAACGCCAUCCGCCAGACUGGCUUUCCGCGCCUUCCGAGCCGUCGGCAUCGCUGUCAGCCUGGGACUCGCUGCCCUUGCUGCUUACCAAAGCCAAGGCUCACAGAACCAGCACGAACGGAGCGGGAGCAACAUGUCACACCUUUUCCGCGGUCCGCAUUUGAAUGCCUUUGCAGGCAGGGAGGUCGUCUUUUGUCAUAACUGUAGGCACGAGUGGUACCAUGAAAUCAGCGGUCUUCAGUGCCCUCAUUGCAGGUCUGGGGCCACCGAGAUUAUAUCAGAUCGCGAGAAUGACCCCCGCGAUCUCCGGCAGCGGAAUACGGACUCUGAUGCGGACGAAAACGACCCAGAAAGGGAGUUUCGGCGGGCCGGCAACAUGCUCUAUAGUCGGAUCACAUACCGGAGCCCGCCCCGCCACGAGCCUGGAUGGGAGUCUGGCCCGGUGCAUCCGGCCGAUCCCCAUGCCAUUGUGCACCGCUUCGCCGAGCUGGUCAGCGAUCUCGACCAGGGAAGGCACGCGCCGGACGGCCCGGCCACUGCCCCUGGACCGCGCUUCGCCCGCGCGACGUUUCAUAGGCCGAGUUUCGGUAACGGCCAGACCGGCUUCACCAUCACCACACCCCAUGUGCGCGUCGGCCGUGACUCCAACCGCCCGCCGCAAGAUGUUGCCAGCGAUUUCGCCAUGCUUUUCGAAACCAUAAUGGGCAACAUCACGCCCCAGGCCGGCAAUAGCCCGUUUGGCAGUGCAAACAACGCCAACAACGCCAACAACGCCAACAACGCCAGUGCCGCCGAUGGCGCCGGUGCAGGUGCCGAUAAUGACACGGCCCGCGGCGGCGGACAGCACCAUCCCCCCCAUGGAUUCCCAUUGCAGUUCCACCAAAUAAUAAGUGCUUUGUUCGGACCUCCUGGCAAUUCGAACUGGGGUGAUGUGGUGACAUCGCAGCAGGAGCUGGACCGGAUAAUCUCCAAUCUCAUGGAAGCCAAUCCGCAGUCCAACGCGGCUCCGCCGGCCUCGCAGACAGCGCUAGACAAGCUGGAGCGCAAGAAGCUGGAUACGACUAUGGUCGGCACCGGUGAGAAGGCCGAGUGCACAAUCUGUAUUGAUGAGCUGCAUCACGGCGACGAGGUCACGGUCCUGCCGUGCAAGCAUUGGUUCCACGGCGACUGCGUGGUGCUCUGGCUCAAGGAACACAACACGUGCCCCAUCUGCCGCGCCCCCAUCGAGGAAAAGCGGCAGCCGGCUUCGUCGCCCGAGGGACUAGGCGGCGGCUGGCGCAACUCUACCGGUGGCUCCAUGCACAUGCCUUCGCUCUUUGGCCCUCCUAUGCGUUCAAACACGGCAGGAGAGUCGUCGGCAUCGGCAUCGGCAUCGGCGUCGGCAUCAGCGUCAGCAUCGACCCCACCGCAACCGACGACGUCGGACUUUUCAUCGACACGCCAAGCGGCCGAUGGCAGCUCCUCUAACAACAGGCGCCGCCUGGUGCGCACGCCCUCGGAGAAUGAGCAUCGGCUGAAUGUCAUUCGCAGCGCCACUUUCACCAUGGGCAACAUGCCAGGCGAUAUCAGCAGCAACAAUAGUAACAGCCGGGGCACUCCGCCAUUGGGAGGGUAUCGCCGAAACUCGCUCUCGCCGCCCAGCGCCGGAUCACAGCAGCAACAGCGGCAGCAGCAACAGGGGACAGCCGCAGCGGGCGCUCGUAGUAGGGACCGAAGCCCGCCUGAGGGGUCCUUCUGGUCCUUCGGAUCUGCAUCGGCGGACCAGGAACGGAACCGGGACAGAGACAGGGACCGCACAUCGGGCCUAUUUGGCGACCGUUCCAACCGACACAGCCAUCGUUCCGGCAGCGGCAGCGGCAAUAACGGCGAGGGCGAUAGUGGCAGCGGCAACAGUGGCGGCAACAGUGGCGGCGCUCCCAGAUUCAGCAGUUGGUGGAGUAGACUCGGUGGAUCUGGCUCGUCGUCUGGCAAUGGCAACAACGAUGGUCGGAGGCAUUGAGUGCCAUCCGAGGCAGACAAGCAGCCGACCCAAGGUUUGGCUUCAAAGUCCCCAUCAUUUUUCUUGUCAGCCUUGUUCUUUCCUGGCCUUUCUCCGCCUCGACAACAAGGGCGGACGGUGUCAUUGUGGGAAGCGGUUACUACAGUGCGUCGUGGAUCAAGACGAUUGCGUUUGUUUAUUCGUUUGUUUGUUCGUUUGGGGUUCAGGGUCCGGGUACAGCAAUGACGGGCUUUCCAGUUAGAUUUUGCCAUUCUUUUGGGGAGACGAUUCAGGGCAAAUAAGUU